Molecule: messenger RNA, 2334 nt
Organism: Mercurialis annua (annual mercury)
Lineage: Eukaryota; Viridiplantae; Streptophyta; Magnoliopsida; Malpighiales; Euphorbiaceae
Product: transcription factor bHLH112-like
Exons: 6
Coding region: 191-1471 (426 amino acids)
Biological process (GO): regulation of transcription by RNA polymerase II
Cellular component (GO): nucleus
Molecular function (GO): DNA-binding transcription factor activity, RNA polymerase II-specific; protein dimerization activity; RNA polymerase II cis-regulatory region sequence-specific DNA binding
Source: RefSeq, a predicted model, not a curated record
GCCUCCUCUCAUUUGUCCAAUCAUCUUCUCUCAUUGAUUUGUCAACUACAUUUCUGGUUAUUUCCAUUGUCUGUAUCUCUACUUAUAUACUGCCAACCAUAGCUUAUAUAUAUAUAGUCAUAUUAAAGUCACAAAAACUAAGAACAUAAACAAAUCAAAGGGAAGCAAAAAAAAAAAAAAAAUCUUGGCCAUGGCAGAAGAGUUUCAGACCGGGAUUUGCGGCGGAAACUGGUGGAACUUGUCGAAAAAUAUGUUAAUGGGCUGCUCAUCGCCUUGCUCCGCCUCCAUAGGCGGCGGUGAUCUUCUUGGAGGUAGUAAUUAUGGAACUUCAUGGCUAUUGGAUGAUCACUUGAAGCUUAGCUCAUCUCCAUGCAAAGAUUCUGAUGAUAAUAUUUUUCAAGAUUCGCAAAAACAUCAGCAGACUGAUUCUGAUCAUAGCGGUGGAAGUAAUAAUACUAUGGUUAUGGAUAAUUCGACUAUGCAAAUGAUGGGGUUUGGAUCGAUUUCAUCUUCUUCUUCAUCCUCGUCUUCCUCGGAUUGGAGCUGCCAAACUUUACUCCAUGGAAGAGGAGAAACUAAUUACAUACAAGAAGGUCACAUGAACAAUACUUCACAAAUCCAAAACGAGUGGAGUCCAAAGAGUUUUACAAGCACACCAAAUCAAGAUUUCGCAUUAGAUCAUCAUCAGCAGCAGCAGCAACAAAGCUAUUCGAUGGGAUCAUCGUCAGCAGCAGCUUACGGCUACCAUUUAUUUGAACCGGAACCGGAACUUCAACAACAAUCUAAUUUCAAUGGAAGGACCAAUAUGAGCUAUUCUUCAAAUUAUGGGACCAUAUUGAAUGAAUUAUCUCCUUCUUGGCCUAAAAUUGCUCCUUUUCUAAAACCCUCAUUGACAAAACAACAAUCUGGUGGCAUGCAAUUCUCUAAUAUUAAUACACCAUUUUGGAAUUCCUCAAGCCCAACUGUGGUGAAUGAUAUUAGACCUAGUUUUCUACAUUCUAAUAAUUCUCAACCGCAAUUUCUUAUGCCGAAUUUUGAUGACGCGAAGCUUGGUGAUCAACAAGUACGAGACUCGGGAUUAGUGAUGAAGAAAGGAAGCGAACCAGUAACGAAAAGGGCUCGAAUUGAAACACCAUCGCCAUUACCUACUUUUAAGGUUCGUAAAGAGAAGUUAGGGGACCGAAUAACAGCACUUCAGCAAUUAGUUUCACCUUUUGGAAAGACCGAUACUGCAUCCGUUCUUCACGAAGCCAUCGAAUACAUAAAGUUCCUUCAUGAUCAAGUCAGUGUUUUAAGUACUCCAUAUAUGAAAAAUGGCAUUCAACACCAAAAUAAUAAGGAGACAGAAGCAGUAAAACAAGAUUUAAAAAGCCGAGGAUUAUGUCUAGUGCCAAUCUCAAGCACAUAUCCUGUAGCUAACGAGACAACAGCUGAUUUCUGGACACCAACAUUCGGUGGUACUUUCAGGUAGAACUACCUGGGGAUCAUUAAAUUAUGCUAAAGAGUUCCGAACCGAUCAUUUCGACAUAUAAUAUCGAAUAUUUUAACCGAGAUUAUUCGGAUUAUAUAUAUUAUAACUUCCAUACAAAAACAAGAUUAGAAGCUGAGUUGCUGUGCCCGCUAGCUGUACCAGUCUUGAGCAAAAAGCUAAAGAAAACAAAGAAAAAGAGAUAAAUAAUGUAGGCUAGCAAAUGAUUAGGGAACUCUUUAAGUUAUUGUUAAGGUAAAUGAAUUUAUCUAUCCACACUUUAGUUUGGUUUGUCAAAUGUCCACGUUAUUUAAAUUUUAUGUUUAGUUUAUCAUCUUUCUGAUACUCACGACAUGUUUGAAUUAGCUGAUGCGGCACGAUAUUAUAUAUCAUCAAAUAGGUUAAAUGUUGUAUAUAUAGACGUAGAAUAUUACGCUAUAUCAGCUCCAAACAAGUCGGGGUGACAAACAUCGAAAAGAUGAUGUACUAAACGAGUAAGAUUUUAAGAUUACGAUAUAUUUAGCAAACGAGCCAAAUUAAUACGUGGGCAGAUAAAUUCAUUUUUCCUAUUAGGUUUUGUAUCUUUAUUUAUUAACUCUUGUAUUGUAUUAAUGUAAUUUACAUAUAUAAGCUCAGGAACAAAUGCUAAAUUUAGCAGAAUAAUUAAUAUUAAUAUGUUAAUUAAGAGCUGAAUUUAGCAGGAAAAAAAAAACUUAUUGUUCCUGUUGCAUUAUAUACAUCUAGGGUUGGUAAGCCCACCUGUUUAUUGUUUUUGCUAUAAUAUUCAAGAAAAUGAAAUAAAAUAAUUUGUAAUCAUUGGACUGAUUUGAAAAAGAAAAAAGUGAGUGGAGCUCAUUUGAUUGGUA